This is a messenger RNA of Chelonoidis abingdonii (Abingdon island giant tortoise), 4237 nucleotides long. Lineage: Eukaryota; Metazoa; Chordata; Testudines; Testudinidae. The record is from RefSeq and is a predicted model, not a curated record.
GAAAAGUCUCAUGCCUUCAUUUUUAGGAGAUUCUUUUUAGCUUAUUAGUAUUUUUGUUCUACAGGUAAAGCCACAUCCUCUUCCAACCCAGGCAGCCCAGCUCCAGACUGGUACAAAGAUUUUGUCACCGAUGCAGAUGCUGAAGUAUUGGAACAUUCUGGGAAAAUGGUGCUUCUCUUUGAAAUUCUUCGCAUGGCAGAGGAGCUUGGAGAUAAAGUUCUAGUUUUUAGCCAGUCUCUAAUAUCACUGGAUUUGAUAGAAGAUUUUCUGGAACUGGCAAGCAGGGACAAAACUGACAAUGAUAAGCCUGUUAUUUAUAAAGGUGAAGGAAAAUGGUUCAGAAAUAUUGACUACUAUCGUUUAGAUGGUUCAACCACAGCUCAGUCAAGAAAGAAAUGGGCUGAAGAAUUUAAUGAUGAAACUAAUGUGAGAGGCCGUUUAUUUAUUAUUUCCACUAAAGCAGGAUCCCUUGGAAUUAAUCUGGUGGCUGCUAAUAGAGUGAUUAUCUUUGACGCCUCUUGGAAUCCAUCCUAUGAUAUUCAGAGUAUCUUCAGGGUUUACCGCUUUGGGCAGAACAAACCUGUGUUUGUAUACAGGUUCUUGGCUCAGGGAACAAUGGAGGACAAGAUAUAUGAUCGUCAAGUAACAAAGCAGUCACUGUCUUUCCGAGUAGUUGACCAGCAGCAGGUUGAGCGUCACUUUACCAUGAAUGAGCUUACAGAGCUUUAUACCUUUGAGCCAGACUUGCUGGAUGACCCUAAUUCAGAAAAGAAAAAGAAAAGGGAUACACCCAUGCUGCCAAAGGAUACAAUUCUGGCAGAAUUGCUUCAGAUCGACAAAGAACAUAUAGUGGGCUAUCAUGAACAUGAUUCCCUCCUAGACCAUAAAGAGGAAGAAGAAUUGACCGAAGAAGAAAGGAAGGCAGCUUGGGCAGAGUAUGAAGCUGAAAAAAAGGGUCUGACCAUGCGCUUCAACAUGCCAGCUGGGACUAAUAUGCCCCCUAUCAAUUUCAACUCUCAAACUCCAUAUAUUCCAUUCAAUUUGGGAGCAUUAUCAGCAAUGAGUAACCAACAGCUAGAGGACCUCAUUAAUCAAGGAAGAGAAAAAGUUGUGGAAGCAACCAACAGUGUAACUGCAGUGAGAAUUCAGCCCCUUGAAGAUAUAAUUUCAGCUAUAUGGAAGGAAAAUCUGACCCUGACAGAGACCCAAGUACAGGCCUUGGCCCUAAGCAGACAGGCAAGCCAGGAGCUUGAUGUUAAGCGCCGAGAAGCCAUCUACAAUGAUGUCUUGACAAAACAACAGAUGUUAAUCAGUUGUGUUCAGCGGAUACUUAUGAACAGAAGACUACAGCAGCAGUACAAUCAGCAGCAGCAGCAGCAAAUGUCUUAUCAACAAGCAGCAAUGAGUCAUCUCAUGAUGCCAAAGCCUCCAAAUUUAAUCAUGAAUCCUUCCACCUACCAGCAGAUAGAUAUGAGAGGAAUGUAUCAGGCAGUUUCUGGUGGUAUGCAGCCACCACCAUUGCAGCGUGCACCACCCCCAAUGAGAGGCAAAAAUCCAGGACCUUCCCAAGGGAAAUAAAUGUGAUUUUGCACUAAACGGAUUGUUAAAAUCAGAGAGAGAACUUUUUUAUUUUUUUAGGAAUCAAUGGCUUAACAGAACUCAACUGCAUAAAUAGUUUGGAUCCCUUAAAUGCCAUGUUCCAUAUUAAUGUUUCAACUGUGUUUUAAAUAGGAUGUAACAUUUUUCCCUCUCAUGUCAGUGAUGUUGCCUAGAAUCUUCUUAAAUGUGUUGAAUACAGGAGAUAUCAAAUUGUUUUCAGUGAAAACAAGCCCUUCCAUAAUAGUAGCAGCUCCACUGGUUUACUGUCUAAAGUCCUAUGCUUGUUUUUAGUAGCCAUAAAACCAUCAUCAAACAUGAGAAACUUAGGAAAGACUACAGAUCUGUAUGUUUCAGUAUGCCAUAUAUAAAAUGUACAUGGCUGAGUUCUUGAUUAGAGUUGAUUCCUCAAAUUAUGGAAUACUUUUCUGGUUACCCAUUUCUUGAAAUUAGUGAGUGUGAUAAAACAGAGAGAUGAUCUAGUUUCUUUUUGACUGAAGUCUGGACUCAUGCUAUAUCAUCUGUGCGGAAUAAAACAGGAACUGAAAAUUCUCUUGAGACAAAAUUGAGUGCAAUAUUCUUAAAUACUACGACUGAAACUUGUCAUGCAGUUAUAUAGAAACUGUGUAUACAGCCUUAAAUCGUGACUUGAGAGGAGAAUUUUUUCUUCUCCAGUCUUCUGCCACUUUUUAUUUUCAGUUUUAUGUGAUGGAAUAACUGGUAAAUUUAAAUUUACAGCUUUGUAUCCUUCACACAUUAUUUCACUGUUUAUUGACUCUGAUACAAAGCACAUUUCUGUUAACUCCUUGAUGCUGGUGCUAGUGUCUCUUCCCAUUGCUGGCAAUGGGAUAGGGACCAAAAAAAUCAAAUUACUGGUAUUUUGGAGGUUACGAUAGUGGUGAUUCUUAGGGUUACUCCCUGUUUUAUAAAUAACAUCUGAGUGGCAGAACCAUUGCCGACUUUAAAUUCAUACAAUGAAUGAAUGUGCUUUAACAAUUUCCAGUGUUGCCAGAAUUGUGAAAUAAAUCUCCUUGUAUAGAUAAGGAUCUCUGCAUACCAUGCUCUUCUUCCUACCCCUUCUUUCAUUUUUGUAAGAAUAUAAGUUAGUACAAAAAGACCUUGAUCAUUUGAUUAUUUUUUUUAUUUUAAAUCUAGACCAAGGUAUGUUUCUGAUUGAUUACAUGUCAUUAACACCUACGUUCCCAACAUUUUAAUGGGUAAUAGCACAUUUUCUGUGCUUAUGAUGAUCCAUUUACACACACACAUGGCUUUUCUUUCCAUGUAGUUUGUCUGAUACUAUUUUUAAAGGAAAAUGUUUUUAGAAUGUGGGAGACAUAUGACAGAAAUAUUUGAGGUGAUACUGCAUCAGCUAUUGAAAACAGCUAGAGAAUUGUUAAUAAACGAAAGCUGGAUGGAGGGAUUUGCUGUAGCUAUCACUAUACUCGCAUGACUUGCUGACAUCAACUAGAAGUGUUUUGGUUUCUUGAAUCACUCUUGAAGGACUUUUUUUGAGUUUCUGCGUAGAGAUCCUGUGAGAUACUUCAUGUGAGGAUUGAAUUUUGGUUUGUGAUGUGACUAGGAUUUGUUAGAUCUGCUGCAAAACCAGCUAACAAAAUUGUUGGUUUGGAUUUUUUCUGUUACAAGACAUUGCAAGAAAACCCUUUAUGUUCUAAGCCUUUGCCAGCUCCAUAAUCAGAUUUAUUUAAUUUGCGGGAGAGGGGAACCAAAAAAGGUGCAUUCACUUUAGAAGAAGUUAAAAAAAAUUAGACUUUGUAAGACAAGCAUUUGAAUGCAAAUGUACUCUGGACAACUGUUACUGAUAUUCCUGCAUGUCGUGAAUAAGACAAAUAUGUUCUACCACACCUGGGAAUUUUCAGUGGAGUUCUACGAUAACUUGCUCAAAGACUUAAAUGUGGAAGUUUUAGGCAACAUUUAAAGGCACAUUUUUCCACUGUGGACAGUACUAUGGAUAACAGAAGACUAAUGCAUAAGAAGAUUAAUCAAAGAAAAGAAGCAUUGAAAUAAAACUUGGACCACUUUGUAUACAUGUUCCUAACUUGACAUUUUAGCUGCAUAAUGUGUGUAUAACAUGAAGCUUUAACGAAUAUUUAAAGACAGAACAUUACAUCAAUAAGGUAAUAAAAGGCUCAUUUUUAUAUUUGUUUUAGAUGUUUUAACUAGUUGAAAUGGCUUAAGAUGACAAAUAAAAAUGUUGCUUGUAAUACAGUUUUGCCUGCUAAAUUCUCCACAUUUUGUAACCUGUUUAUUCCUUUGGAUGUAAAGCGUUUUUGCUUAGUAUUGUGAUAUUGUAUAUGUUUUGUCCCAGUUGUAUAGUAACGUUUCAGUCCAUCAACCAGCUUUGGCUGCUGAAAUCAUACAGCUGUGAAGACUUGCCUUUGUUUCUGUUAGACGGCUUUUCAGUUCUGUAUUAAAUAUCUUAAAUACUGUAGAAAAGAUGUCACCUCUUCCUAUAAGGCUGUUUUGUAAUAUAUAUAUAAGGACUGGAAAUGUGUUUUUAAAGAGAAGAAGCAUUCGAGUAUGACAAUAUACUAUCUGUGUUUUCACCAUUCAAAGUGCUGUUUAGUAGUUGAAACUUAAACUAUUUAAUAUCUCAUUUAAUAAAGUGACCAAAAUGCAUAAA